Molecule: messenger RNA, 2076 nt
Organism: Exophiala viscosa
Lineage: Eukaryota; Fungi; Ascomycota; Eurotiomycetes; Chaetothyriales; Herpotrichiellaceae
Exons: 4
Coding region: 293-1834 (513 amino acids)
Source: RefSeq, a predicted model, not a curated record
GCCUCUUCUCUACUGGGGUUCGUGCGUCGAAAGGCUGAAGAUAACGAAGAUCAUUCGCUUGCCCGGCAUAUUCAUCACACCCUCCUUGCCAUUUGACGGGCUGGCCCUCGCUUGAUCAUGAACGCAAACUUUGAGGCUGCGCCUGCCUCGCGCAGUAAGGCUUCAGCUCUAAUCACCAGAAAUCUGCCCGUCAUCUUGUCUUCGUGGUCAUCGCUACCCUCUUCACUCUGCUCUUUAUUUGUGUGCGUUGUCUGUGAGCGUCAAUCGUGACAGACUGGUGCCAGUAUCGACCAUGGCGAGAGGCCAUGUCUCUUACUUCAGCUACAACCUGAGCAGGCCAUAUCCUUUUCGCUGGUUCACCCCAGCUGCUGUCGUGGGCGGCGUCGUACUCACUGCACUCUUCUCCGUCCUCAACUUUGCAGCCAAUGGAUACGUGCUUGGAAGUACAUUUGUUGCUGAUCCAAACUCUACACUCGCCAAGAAGACUUGGUUCGAAAAACCGCCAUUCUCUUACCAGAGUAAACUGUCCGCGAGUUGUCAGCCAGCCAAUAUCGCUACCAGUACCCUAUUGACGGCAAAAUCUGGGUUACAGUAUACUUUAGGCAAUGUCUGGACAGAGGAUGAGAACGGUCGUGCGACCUUGUUGCCGUCUUUGACGUAUCUCAACAACUCUUUCACAGAUUGUGACUUCCAGGGAAUACACAUCCUCCUCGUCAACUACGACCCUGAUAGCAAUGGUCCCUACUGGAAUUGGAAUCGCGACUCUACUGCAACGGGAUAUGUGACUUGUGCUAUUGACAAUGGACAUCUCCCAGUGCAUCUCAAUCUAAGCAUCACCGUCAAAGCCGCUUUGCAGGGCACAACAGGCACAAUCGGGCAGGACUACCUGACCGCGAAGAAGGCGACACAGGCCAGCCUCUGGUUUGGACAGCUUCUCACGUGGAUGAACUUCAAUCAAAUGCUUUUCCAGAUGGCGCUGGUGAACAUGACGACCCUGGCGCUGUACAGCGAAACGGGAAGCCAGGGGUUGCUCACCGGCAUGGGAAUGUAUGUCGCUCACAGUCCAAACACAACGAGCAUCCUUCAAGACGACUUCAUGUCCAUCUCAGAGCAGAUAACAGGCUACAAUUCUUAUUACAACAUCGCCGGCGGCUACUGGAGGGGUCCAAUCGGUACUGAUGAUACACCCAUAACACAGCUGGAAAUCGGAGGGACAAACAUCGGCUACGCAGUCGACGAUUUCGCCAAAUCAUUUUACUCUUUCAUCCUGGCCGAUCUAGGUCAGACAUCCAGCCCAAACGUGCUCGCUGAUCCCGACAUCCUGGAUCAAUUCUGGACCGCAUGCUACAACGAAGUCGAGCCCAGUCCAAUGAACUUUGUGCAGAACGGUAGCUUACCUGACAACAGCUUUGACACAUUGAAGAGCAUGACUGGUUCUAUCGGCAUCUCCAAUGCGACUCUCAACGCACAGUAUCUGUGUCAAAUACCGCAACGGAAAGACACUGGUUCCAUCCUCGUUGCUCUCAUUGUGGCAGACCUUGUCUUGCUGCAGGCUGCUUGGAAGGUCUUUACCUGGAUCACUACCUUCUGGCUUGAGAAGAAAGAUCCUGAGGCCAAUUUCUGCUCUGCAUGCGCUGCAAAGUUGGGUUCUCCUUCGGUGGGAGCAGAUGGUGGAGCGAACAGGAUGGCUAAUUCGUAUGAGAUGUUCAAGGGAAAAUUAAGUGGAUUUAGAGGGUCGCGUUACGCAAAGCUUCCCGAUACACAGGUUGGGGAUAUGGCUAGGGCCAGCGGUGCAGAUAGCCUACCCGCCACAGUGCUAGCUAACAGCCGCUGAGAUAAGCUAAGUAGACAAGCUUCAGCAAGAGAUGUCGUUGACUCUGUCAAUUGAAUGACAGGACAGCCUCGCGUCCGCAAACAGUCAGAAUGCCGAACAUGUGUUUUUCGGUCGCAAGGCUGAGUAAGCCUUACCUACGUCCUCUCUCCAGUAGUGCACGACUCGGUCUUGAUAUAUCACGAGUAUGUCGUACGCACUGUGAUUAGUGGGUAAUAACAGGCUUCCCAGCUGCUUGGCUACCC